GCGACGUGCGUCGAUACGACCAACGGACAAAGAGACAGAGACCAUACACAAUACACCGCUAACUUUAUCCAACUUUCCCCAAGAAUGAUCAAGAAUAGUUUUUCCCGAUUAACACGAAAUUAAAUGGAAAGCUAUCAGGCCAAUAAAGAUCCGAUCGAUUCGUUUCUUCUAAAUUGCUAUUUACUACCGAUCUCAGCACCGCACCAGUACCUUUGAAACGUGACCGAGUGCGAGCACUUUGUUCGCGAGUCGUGAAUCGAAGUUUAGAGAAGUAUGUUUGGGUAUCGUUCGUUCUUUUGGGUCCUAACGGCCAUCUUAAUCCUGCUGGAGCCGGUCGUAACCGACAUCAGAAGGGAUUGCCGGAAAGAGACGGGAGUUUCAUGGGUCGCGUUAAGAAGGAUGAAGUCUGGUGACUUUGAGCAAAAUGACCCAAGAUUGAAGUGCUACUUGAAGUGCUUUAUGGCGAGAAACGGUAUUUUGGACGGAAACGCGGAGAUUGACGUGCAGAGAGCGUUACGGCAUCUUCCUCGAAGUUUGCAACACUCUUCUAAAAAGUUAUUCAACGAAUGCAAAUCUAUCCCUGGGACCGAUCAUUGCGACAAAGCCUUCCAAAUCGUCAAAUGUUACGUUAAAUAUCAUCCAGAGAUUUUGCAUAGCGUGCCUUUUCUCUAGAGUCUAGAGAGAUUUCUUAUGCGUACAACCCGUUCAAGUUCUAAAGGAAAUAUACAAAUGUUACGUACAUCACCGUCGCGUCGUGUAACAAUUACGUUAUGAAAAAUAAAGGAACAGAAGUUUGAGAAAUCGGUAUUGGUUUGGAAGAUGAAAAGAUGCGACUGAUUAGGAAAUCGAGAGUUGAGGAGGAAGCUGGCGCGUUGAUCGUUUCCCAGCAUCUUUAAUUUUAUUAUCGAACGCAACACGAUUCGUCCAAGCUACGUAGCACGGUAGCACGUCUCGUGCCGCGGACGUGCCUUUGGCUGACUUGUGAAAACGUGGCUUAGGUCGCGUCUAUGUGUACAUGU
Hylaeus anthracinus is the source of this 1019-nucleotide messenger RNA. RefSeq names its product general odorant-binding protein 56d-like (gene Obp9). The coding region runs from base 274 to 672 and encodes 132 amino acids. Gene Ontology annotation, biological process: sensory perception of smell. The transcript has 6 exons. Lineage: Eukaryota; Metazoa; Arthropoda; Insecta; Hymenoptera; Colletidae. The record is from RefSeq and is a predicted model, not a curated record. Gene Ontology annotation, molecular function: odorant binding.